This is a messenger RNA of Cygnus olor (mute swan), 2265 nucleotides long. It is a transcript of the gene SORD, whose product is annotated as sorbitol dehydrogenase. NCBI's taxonomy places the organism in Eukaryota, Metazoa, Chordata, Aves, Anseriformes, Anatidae. Gene Ontology annotation, molecular function: zinc ion binding; L-iditol 2-dehydrogenase (NAD+) activity. The transcript has 9 exons. Gene Ontology annotation, biological process: D-sorbitol catabolic process. The record is from RefSeq and is a predicted model, not a curated record. The coding region runs from base 102 to 1169 and encodes 355 amino acids.
GCCCUGCGCGGAGGGCGGCCGGGGGCAGAGGGCGGCCCCCGCGGCCGGAGGCCCCGCUGCCGGCCCUUGGACCCGGGCGCCGAGCCGAGCCGAGCCGAGCCAUGGCGGCGCCGGGGCAGAACCUGGCCGUGGUGGUGCACCGAGCCGGGGACCUGCGCCUGGAAAACCGUCCGAUCCCAGAACCGGGUCCCAAUGAGGUCCUCCUGCGGAUGCAUUCUGUUGGGAUCUGCGGAUCUGAUGUGCACUACUGGCAGCAUGGUCGAAUUGGGGAUUUUGUUGUAAAGGAUCCUAUGGUGUUGGGGCAUGAAGCUUCCGGGACUGUCAUCAAAGUGGGAUCAGGAGUAACUCAUCUGAAACCAGGUGAUCGAGUGGCCAUCGAGCCGGGCGUCCCGAGAGAAACAGACGAGUUCUGCAAAACUGGCCGCUAUAACCUGUCUCCAACCAUCUUCUUCUGUGCGACGCCUCCUGACGAUGGGAACUUGUGCCGCUACUACAAGCACAGUGCCAGUUACUGCUACAAGCUUCCAGAUAAUGUCACCUUUGAAGAAGGGGCCCUUAUUGAGCCCCUUUCGGUGGGAAUCCAUGCCUGCAAAAGAGCGGGAGUCACUCUGGGAAGCAAAGUCUUCGUGUGUGGCUCUGGACCAAUUGGCCUUGUUAAUGUGAUUGUUGCCAAGAUGAUGGGUGCAGCAACUGUGGUAGUUACAGAUUUAUCUGCCUCUCGCCUGCAAAAAGCCAAGGAGGUGGGGGCAGAUUUCACCAUUCAGGUAAAGAACGAGACCCCGCAGGAGGUGGCCUCCAAAGUGGAAAGUCUGCUUGGCUGCAUGCCUGAGAUAACUGUGGAGUGCACAGGAGUGCAAGCCUGCAUCCAGGCUGGCAUUUACGCCACUCGUUCUGGUGGGACCCUGGUGCUGGUUGGGCUGGGGCCUGAGAUGGUGACCGUGCCCAUCGUGAAUGCUGCUGUGCGGGAGGUGGAUAUCCGGGGGAUAUUCCGCUACUGCAACACGUGGCCUGUGGCAAUUGCCUUGCUGGCAUCCAAGCGGAUCAAUGUCAAGCCCUUGGUUACACACCGCUUCCCCCUGGAAAAGGCUCUUGAGGCAUUUGAGGCCACGAAGAGGGGUGAGGGGGUAAAAGUUAUGCUGAAGUGCGACCCCACUGACCACAACCCCUGAUAUGCCGUGGUGCCCGGCCCUCUCCCCAUCACACCGCCUGCCUGAGAUGCGAAGCAUGAAGCCACGGGAGGCUGAUGUAUGGCUGAUGCAUGUUUACACAGUCACCUUAUGCAGGCAGUGCUUUGUAAUAGAGCUAAAAAAUCAAGUGGUAAUGAGGGUGGAUGGCACUGGGGGGUACGUGAUUUGAGUAUUAGCAGGCACAUACAAAUGGAGAACCAAUAGGAACUAGUUUGAAUCAAAACACUGCUCUUCGAUUAGAUGGGUCACACAGACGGCUCUUCUCCAGCAGACCACACAUGUGGAUGAGCCUGGGUCUCUCUGCAUGAGCCAUACACAGCCUCCUGCGUGGCCACAGGUUUGUCUGCACAGACAGACUGUGGGAGGCUGUCACCAGCCACACGGGUGAAGCGAGGACCGAGGUGCUUGCCGCAGCUCUUCCCACGUGGCAAUCCCUGGGCAUGGGAUGGCCUGCCUUGCAGUUGCACAUUCCCUCAGGGAUGCUCAGGGACUGUAACAGCCUAUGGAACAAAACCCAGCCAGCCUGUCUUGGCAGGGUGCAUCUGUACAGUCAGAUCGUUCUCCCCAUGCUCUUUACAAACAGCAAACUGCAGGCCCCAAAAGCCCAGGGCUUGUUUAAGGAGAAGCUAGGCUGGAGGCCAGCUGGGAUCAUAUCUGCUGUGUAGUCCUCCCCCAGCAGCUCCCUGUGGGGCAGAAAGGACCGCUACAGAGCGGGCUGGAGUGUUUGCAAGGACCCUGCCCUGUCUUUGGCUUGGACACCAGAUCCUGGUCCUUACAUGGCUCCCAAGGAAGGGCUGCUGGUGGGGGCCACAGCUUGCUUUUAGCAUGGGGGGGGACAUAGUAGGAGCACAGCAUCACUCAAAGGUUUUACCACUAUGAAGGAAUUGUAACUCCUCGGGUGUAUCAGUCCUUCCUGCUGAGUUAGUGAGCCAUGAACGAGGUACUAAGCGAGGGGACAGGUUGCAGAUAAAAUAUAAUCUUAGAUUACAGUCAUGCUAAUUUUAAUACUAGGAGAUCAAUCUGAGAUCCCUUUCUUGGGCCGGUACUGGACUUUCCACAAUAAAUGCUACCUACCUGG